Molecule: messenger RNA, 3904 nt
Organism: Propithecus coquereli (Coquerel's sifaka)
Lineage: Eukaryota; Metazoa; Chordata; Mammalia; Primates; Indriidae
Gene: TNFSF14
Product: tumor necrosis factor (ligand) superfamily, member 14
Exons: 6
Coding region: 1697-2422 (241 amino acids)
Biological process (GO): immune response
Cellular component (GO): membrane
Molecular function (GO): tumor necrosis factor receptor binding
Source: RefSeq, a predicted model, not a curated record
AUAAAAAAAAAAAAAUUUAAAAAAGAGAGAGAGAGAAACAGAUGACAAGGAAGAGGCAGCUUCGGGAGAUCCAGGGAAGACUGUUCCCAGCAGCAGGAAGAGGAAACUCACAGGCCCCAAGAGGCCUGGGGCAGAGUGGGCAAAAUUACAAUGGCCCCCAGCCCAGUGAAGGCCCCAGAUGAAGGCCACCUGGCCUCCAUCCUGAGCUCAGGGGCAAGUCUGGCUGCAAGCUUUUUCUACAAAGGGCCAGAUAAUAAGUGUGUUUGGUUCUGAGGGCCAAAAGGUAAAAUCGAGGCGAUUAUGAAGGUACUUAUAAAACAAGAGAGGAAAUUUCUGGCCUGCCGUGCCCUCUUCGCUUGGGAUGGGCCAUCUAGGUGACAGGCGCGCUUUGAUCCCAGCUGCCGGAGGCAUUCUCUGGACGGAGAGUGCCUUGUCCAGGGCUGUGCAGCCUGUAGUCCAGGCAGGUUGGGUGACGGGGGUGAGGGGCAACCGCUGCUCUGACCCAGUGACAACCGGAUCCCAGAGCACCUUUCUCUCCAGAGAGCCUGGCUCUCACCUUGAGCAGUGGGCCAGAGACCAGACAACUUGCCGAGCUGCCGACUUCCAGAAGGAGAUUCCACCACUUGGCACCUGGCAGCUGCCAAGAGAGGAGAUCCCAAUAUGUCAGGUGGCCACCAACGCAACCAGCUCAGGCCUUGGACAACGGCAAGGUGUUGGCCAUUGGUUGACCAGGGAGGCAGGCUUUGGGGGAGGGGUGGGGCACGGGGACAGGGGAGGCCACUACAGCCAGGUCUCCGAAUCUCACCAAAGUGCCAUUGUUCCUUUGAGUGUACAGAAACAGGGGUCGAUUUGACCCACGAGCUGGAAUCUCCCAACCCCUGGAAGCCAUUGGUAGAUUUUAAUAAGCAGGAGAUAGCCACAAUAGCCAAAAAGGUGGAAACAACUUAAACAUCCAUCAACACACAAUGUGGUCCAGCCGUGCAGUGGAAUAUUGCUGAGCCAUCGAAAGGGAUAAAGCUCCAACACCUGCCACGACGUGGAUGAUCCUUGAACCUCAUGCUCAGUGUUUGAAUGAAGCCAAACACAGAAGACCACUUCUAGAGGCUGGAAGUCCAAGUUCAGGGUGUCGGCGUGGUUAGUUGCUGGUGAGGGCUCUGCUCCUGGUUUGCAGACAGCUGCCCUCUCGCUGCGUCUCACGCGGAGGACAGAGUGAACAUCUCCUGUCUCUUCUUAUGGAGUGCAUCAGAAUAGGCGCUCUACACAAGCAGGGGCCUUGGUCGCCCUUGUUCGCUGCCACGUCCUUCAAACCCAGAGCGGUGCCUGGCACACGCAGGAAGUCCUCAGUGUCUGGUGACCCAGUGAACGCAGCGGCCAAGAAGGGAAAGCUGGGGCCUCCCCUCGCAAUCCACACCUGAGUCAUAUUUUCAGAAGCCUCUGGAAAGUGUGAGAGACACUACAUGAGUUAGAGUGAGACGGCCGGGCCGGGGGUGGCAGGGGACAGGAAGAAGAGGAAGGUGAGUGGGGAAGGGGGUGGGGCCGAGCCCCGGCUCUAAAGGCGGCCCCGGGGCCCAGGGGCGCCUGUCUGCAGCCUGCGCAGCUCAGGAGUGUUGGGCAAUUUCGGUUUCCUCUGAGGCUGAAGGGACCCGGGCAGAGCCAGCCCUGCCCCCGGGGCGUCGUGGGGCCACGUCUGUUCGGCAUGGAGGAGGGAGUCGUGCGGCCCUCAGUGUUCUCGGUGGAAGGACAGACGGACAUCCCGUUCAGGAGGCUGGGACGAAGCCGCGGGAGACAGCCCUGCAGCGCGGCCCGCGCGGGUCUGGGUCUCCUGCUGUUUGCGAUGGGGGCCGGGCUGGCCGUCCAGGGCUGGUUCCUGCUGCAGCUGCACUGGCGCCUGGGGGAGACUGUCGCCCGCCUGCCGGACAGAGACGCAGGCUCCUGGGAGCAGCUGAUGCAAGAGCGGAGGUCCCACCGUGUCAACCCGGCAGCACACCUCACAGGGGCCAACUCCAGCUUGACAGGCAGCGGGGGUCCGCUGCUGUGGGAAACACAGCUGGGCCUGGCCUUCCUGAGGGGCCUCAGCUACCGCGACGGGGCCUUGGUGACCUCGGAGGCUGGCUACUACUACAUCUACUCCAAGGUGCAGCUGGGCGGUGUGGGCUGCCCCCAGGGACUGGCCGGCGGCCUGCCCAUCACCCACGGCCUCUACAAGCGCACGCCCCGCUACCCCGAGGAGCUGGAGCUGCUGGUCAGCCGGCGGUCACCCUGCGGACGGGCAGCCAGCGCCCGCGUCUGGUGGGACAGCAGCUUCCUGGGCGGCGUGGUGCACCUGGAGGCCGGGGAGGAGGUGGUCGUCCGUGUGCCGGAGGAGCGCCUGGUGCGACUGCGCGACGGCACCCGGUCCUACUUCGGGGCUUUCAUGGUGUGAAGGGAGGCGCGCGGCGGACGGAGCGCGGGUCUGAGGCGGAGACCUCAGAGGGUGUCUCAGGGAGACGAAAAGCCAGCGGUCUUGGAGGGCCCCGGGGAAUCCAAAACUCGGAAGACGGAGAGCUCGGUGGGCACCUCCAGGGACCAAGAACUCAGACACCCCGAGAGGCUGGAGACCCCCGGGCGAGGGGUAAAGCGGAUUUGCCUGAUAUUCAGGAAGAACGGGUGAGGGGUGGGUAUUUAUACUUUCGAUUCAGAAGAAAGUGGCGCUCGGGAUUCCGGGGAGCCGCCCGCGGAAGGGAACUUGGUCAAGUUCCCCACUCUCGCGAGUACGAGCAGGGGGCGGCAGGUUUAUCAUCCGGACUCAGGACUCAUCCGGCAGAGAGCCGGGCCCCUCCCCACCUACAGUCAUGGUCAUAUACUCAAGUCCCACCCACGGACUGGUGGCCACGCCUCAGCCUAGUCACAGGACGUUACGCUCAGAGACACAGCACACAGCAAGGUGCUUCUAACCGUUUAGCAGCCAGCUCUCCUGGGCGCAAGGAGAGGCUUUGUGGUGUUCGUUUGCCAAUUUCCAUGGUGUAAAUGCCGCCACUGUGGCUGGUUUCUGGCUACCCACAUAGCACCGACCGGCUGGCUGUGUCCCGUCGCUGCUGAGCAGACAUGACACAAGAACACCACUGCUGGGCCCUCGGCAGCCAGCCCAGUGCUUGCUGAUUGAAAGACGGGAAGACAGAACGACCACGCCGUCAAACCUAUGGCAUCACAGGGAAUCUAUCACGUGGCUACGUAACGUCCCUUCUGUUUCACAAUGACAGACUCAUCCGGGCAGAGCCUCAGACCCCCACAUAAUCACAUGGAAGUCAUAGCGUUGCAAACAGUCGUGGCACUGCAUGGCAACCAUCUACAACACAGCCACACACAACACACGACCACAGGGUCACCCACAGGGGUGUCACCGUCACACUUGGCAAUGCUCGUCCCAUCAGAUGCAGACGCACCCAUCACGGCCAGACCCAGUGACACACACACAACAUCACAAUGAUAAACACACGACCACAACCCACACACACAUACACACACAGCCUCAGGGUUCCUCCCCGGCCAAGACUGACACACCCUGGGGUUAGGACCAGACCUUGUUUACAGCCCUGGGCCUCUUGACUACUGGUCCGUGAAAUAAAUGGGAAACGGUCGCACCUGGAUCCGUCUAGUUCUUAGGGGAAGAAAUUUGGGGUGGGAUGCCAGGCCCGAAGAGCUCCACGGGAAAGGGAAGAGUCAGGUGGGGAGGGGGGGCAACAGUCAGCAACAGGUGUUGGCUCAUAGAGGCAGAGUGAUGGAUGUCAUGACGCACAGAGGUCAUUUUAGCAGGAGAGAAACCUGAACCCGGUUAGCCCAGCUCCCUGCAGGAAAUGUCAGGGAAACCAAAGACCCCUCAAAUCCACAAUUCCUGAGGAAGGGGAGGCUACCCCCUGCAAGGCAC